CACAAAAACAAGGUGGCACUACAGUCAACAUCUCCUAACAAAGUAGAAUGAAUAAUUAUUCAAUUAAUAAACAUUGAUAAUUUACUAUUCAUUUAUACACUUUUUUAAUAUGUUUAUCAAAAAAAUCAUCCAUUCUUUAAUCAAUAAAAGUAGCUAGUAUUAUUUAUUAUUACAAGUGAACAGAGAAUACAGUGUAUAAAUUGAUAUCUAUUGUUUACAAGUAACUAAAAUUAUUAAUCAAUGUCAUAUUAAUUAUAAACAAAUACAAGAAAAUUAUGUCGAAGAUCGAUAUUUCUAAAGAUGAUGAAGAUUAUUGGAACAGCAGUGAACGACAUUCAUUUAGCUUCGAUCAGAAUUACGAGGCUGAUAAUUUAUUUGGAAUUUCUAAAAAUGGUACAGCUCAACUAAAAGCUGGAAUUUCUAGCAUUGAUUUAUCAGAUACAUAUUUAUCGUAUGAUUCUACUCAUGAAUCAGUUGCAAAGCCACUACUGUCAAUCAUAUCUGAGCCUACAUUAAUGACAAUUUUGGAAGCUGAUAAAAUUUAUUUACCAAAAGAAGAAACAACAAUUCAUCCUUCAACUACUUUAAAAAAAAUAUUGUUAGGACAACCUUUUUCUCUAGAGAAAUAUAAAUCAUUAUCUCAUAAAACUGCUCUUCUCGAUGCUGCUAUACAGAGUAGUAAUGGAAAUGCUAUUUUAGUUAUUGUUUUAUUUAUCACGAAAACCCUUAAACCAACCUUGGUACAAAGAUUACUUAUGGAUAGACCCGAUGCAAUAAAUGUAUAUAUUCACUACCUAUAUACAAGAUUAAAAAUUAACGAAAUAACUGAUUUAUUGAUGAUGCAAGCACGAUUUUUAGAUGCUGCUCUAGUAAAUUUAAUAGCUAUUAUAAAUAAUACUCGGGAUGAUAACAGACUUCUUCAAAAACUAGUGAAAUAUUUCAAAAUCCAUUUCACGAAUCUAUCAGAUUGUAAGGAAAUUCUUUUUGUCAAAAAUUUUAUAAAACUUUUGGAGUGGAAAGUAGCUGUUAAGAGUAGUGGAAAAUACAAUGGAUUACCAGAAAAUAAUACAGUAUUAGAAUUUCUAAAAUAUUCUUGUCAAAAUUAUUGGAAUAUAGGAGAAAAUGAAUUAUUAUCACCAAUGUUACUAUCAAAUCAGCAUAGUAUUACUCCUAGGCAGUAUCAAAAAGUUGUUUUGAAGACUCGAGUAUCAAUACAAGCUUGGGAUGAUAUUGACAGAUUGCUUUUAUCAAAGGGAUGGUUAGGAAGUGAAAAACUUCAAACAAACUUACCAAUCGAAGAUAUUUUAAAUAUUCUACACCAAGGUCAAGCACCUACGUUCAUUCUUGAUAAAUUUCUCAAAUAUGUUGAUAACAUCAAGAGAAGAUUACAGCUUGCAAAAAGCUUUGGUUGCGCCAGAACUGUUAUUCAAAUUUUUGGAACUCUGGGUGAUAGAACUGCAUUAUUAGAAUACAAAGAUACACUUACGCCACAAUCUGAGUCAUAUUUUUUGGCAGAAAAAACUCUUGAAUCUCCAACAAUUAGAUGGAAAUCAUAAAAAAAAAAAAAUAAAAUAUAAUUGAAAAAGUAGUUUUAUUUUUAUGAAAAAUUUAUAUAAUUAUUUAUAUAUCUUUGAAAAU
Molecule: messenger RNA, 1638 nt
Organism: Chelonus insularis
Lineage: Eukaryota; Metazoa; Arthropoda; Insecta; Hymenoptera; Braconidae
Gene: Vps16B
Product: Vacuolar protein sorting 16B
Exons: 7
Coding region: 276-1556 (426 amino acids)
Biological process (GO): intracellular protein transport; vacuolar transport
Cellular component (GO): cytoplasm
Source: RefSeq, a predicted model, not a curated record